Messenger RNA from Aspergillus heteromorphus CBS 117.55, 1755 nucleotides. Its product is annotated as multicopper oxidase. The transcript is spliced from 4 exons. The record is from RefSeq and is a predicted model, not a curated record. NCBI's taxonomy places the organism in Eukaryota, Fungi, Ascomycota, Eurotiomycetes, Eurotiales, Aspergillaceae. Gene Ontology annotation, molecular function: copper ion binding; oxidoreductase activity. Bases 1 to 1755 code for a protein of 584 amino acids.
AUGGUCCAUCUCGUCCCGUUCCUUGGAAUGGCGGGAGCGGCCGUCGCGAGUCUGUCUCAACUCGCCACCAAUGGUCACUCCACAUGGGGCACUCUGCCGUCUCCCAAUCUUCCCCAGUUCCUGACCGACGGGACUUCCGACCUCGAACCACCCUGGGGCAACGUAGACCCAGCCGGCCCCCCUCCCACCACCGGAGUGACGCGUCACUACAACUUCACCAUCACGCGCGGCUUCAAAUUCCCCGAUGGCUUCAACAAAAGCGUCAUUCUGGUCAACGAUCAGUUCCCCGGUCCCUUGAUCGAAGCCAACUGGGGCGACAUAAUUUCGGUUGCAGUCACCAACAACAUCGACAGUCAAGACGAGGGUGUGACUCUCCACUGGCAUGGCCUCACCCAGAGGAACACCCCCUGGAACGAUGGUGUCCCCGGUGUCUCUCAGUGCCCGAUCGCGCCUCGUGGGGCCAGCAGCUUCACGUAUAUCUUCCAGGCGGAUCAAUAUGGCACGGGCUGGUACCACUCGCACUUCAGCGCCCAGUACGAUGAUGGGCUGUAUGGACCUAUGGUCAUCCAUGGCCCGCUGCAGUCGGAGAUCACCUAUGACCAUGAUCUGGGUCCGGUGAUGAUCUCUGAUUACUACCGUAUCGGUUACUCUGAACUGCUCGAGUUGAGCUUCUCGGACCCGCCACGGACUGUGAGGGCUGAUGAUAAUCUGAUAAAUGGGAAGGGCGUCUAUGAUUGCAAUGCCACUGAGGUGGAUGAUCAAUGCCUCGCCGGAGCAGGAAGAGCCCGGUUCCAGUUCCAGUCGGGGAAAUUGCAUCGCUUGAGGCUCAUCAACACCGGCUCGCUUGCUAAUCAGAAGUUCAGCAUCGAUGGCCACGAACUGACCGUCAUUGCGAAUGACUAUGUCCCGCUGAAACCGUAUACAACCAGGGUAGUCACCCUGGGUCCAGGGCAACGAACGGACAUAAUUGUCAACGCGACCGGCUCUCCCACCGACGUGGCCUGGAUGCGAUCGGACAUGGACAUGGCAUGCUCAGAGAACUCAACCACAACCGCCACCCACACCGCGCUGGCCGCCAUCUACUAUGAAUCGGCAAAUACAACUCUCCUCCCGCGCACAAACGGCACCACCUGGGAGAGCAACAACUAUCGCAACGACCCGCUAGACCUCACCGUGCCCUACUACCCUUUGAUACCCCCGGAACCCGAAACCACCCAGACAGUCACCAUCACCGUCAGUUACAACGCCACCACCUUCGCCAUGUUCAUGGACGGCUCCUCCUUCCAGGCCGACUACAGCGAGCCCGCCCUCCUGUCCAUCAACGAAGGCAACCUCUCCCUCCCCAUCAGCCGCAACAUCUACAAUUUCGGCUCCAACUCCACCGUGCGCCUGAUCCUCAACAACACCGACUCCACCCCUCACCCCAUGCACCUCCACGGCCACAACUUCUGGGUGCUCGCGGAAGGCAUCGGCGCCUGGAACGGCUCGAUCACCAACCCCGAAAACCCGCUCCGGCGCGACACGCAUAUCCUGCAGCCCGGGACGGUAGAUGCACCGUCGUAUUUGGUCCUCCAGUGGACCCAGGAUAACCCUGGUGUCUGGCCGCUGCAUUGUCACAUGGCGCUGCACGCGCGUGCGGGGAUGGUUAUGUUGGUUUUGGAGCGGCCGGACGAUUUUGCAGCGGAGUUCUUGUCUGUUCCCUUGGCGACGGCGGAGACUUGUCGUGAUUGGGACGUGUUUCGCCGGGAGGUCUAG